UGCAGCAGUGCUUGAAGAGAAGUUGUUUUAAGUGUUAGCUUAUUGAUCAUACUUUACUGCAAAAACCUUGCAAGCAGAGGAAUGGAGUCCCAGGUGUGCCAAAACUUCCAUGCUGAGUGUGAGGCUGCUGUGAAUCGCCUUGUGAACCUGGAGCUGUAUGCCAGCUAUGUCUAUCUGUCCCUGUCCUAUUACUUUGACCGUGAUGAUGUGGCCCUGAAGCACAUGGCUCAGUUCCUGAAGGAGCAGUCCCAUGAGGAGCGGGAGCAUGCAGAGAAGUUUCUGAUCUACCAGAACAAGCGAGGAGGGCGUGUUGUCCUGCAGGACAUCAAGAAACCAGAACGGGAUGAGUGGGGGAACAGCCUGGAGGCCCUGCAAUGUGCCCUGCAGCUGGAGAAGACUCUGAACCAGGCCCUGCUGGACCUGCACAAGCUGGCUACAGAGAAGAAUGACCCCCAUCUCUGUGACUUCCUGGAGUCUGACUACCUGGAGGAGCAGGUGAAGGCCAUCAAGCAGCUGGGAGACCAUGUCACCAACCUGAAGCGCCUGGGAGUGCCCCAGAAUGGCAUGGGAGAGUACCUGUUUGACAAGCUCACCCUGGGGGAGAGCAGCUGAGCUCCAAACUCUGAAGCUGUCUAGAGUGCAGUCCUGAUCUGUUGUCUUACAGCUGCUUGUGAGUUGCAAUAUCUGCAUAUCCUCAAAAUAAAAUUUGCUAUUUGUCCAGCAA
Messenger RNA from Malaclemys terrapin pileata, 724 nucleotides. RefSeq names its product ferritin heavy chain A-like. The transcript is spliced from 4 exons. Gene Ontology annotation, molecular function: ferric iron binding; ferrous iron binding. Bases 82 to 612 code for a protein of 176 amino acids. Lineage: Eukaryota; Metazoa; Chordata; Testudines; Emydidae. Gene Ontology annotation, cellular component: cytoplasm. Gene Ontology annotation, biological process: iron ion transport; intracellular iron ion homeostasis. The record is from RefSeq and is a predicted model, not a curated record.